AUGUAUUCCUCGACCCCACUGCUGUCAUCACCCCGACCAAAAAUAGUCGACUGGAACAAGAAAAGCUUAGAAGUUUAUGGAAUGAAUCACUUAAUCAAUGGCCCCACGACGCCGGAAGUUCUGAAAGAUUUGGUCAGCGAUCGGUGGAGGCCUCCUCACAAAUCGUGUGAGGAAGUCUAUCCGAAAAUUUAUGUUGGGAGCGAACGAGCUGCAAAGGAUGUACCGCUUUUAAAGUCGCUUGGAAUUACUCACAUUAUCAAUGCUGCAUGCACAGAGGUGAAAACUGGUGAAGUAUUUUACCUUCAGCAAGGUCAUCGGUUCACGCUACUCACCAUUGACAUUAGUGACAGUCCGACAGCUAAUAUUUCCACGUAUUUUGAAGAAGUCAACAGAUUUAUUGAGGUGGCCCUUCAUACAGGAGGAAAGGUCCUCGUACAUGGAAAGGACGGCGUGAGUAGAUCAGCCACGCUGGUCAUUGCUUAUCUCAUGAUGAGAAAAAAGCAAUGUGCCCUGGAAGCUGUGAGAAACGUUAGGAGAAAGCGGCACGUUAAUCCUACGGAUGGCUUUCUCCGCCAAAUAUGUGACCUGGACGAUAAGCUAAGGAAAGAUCAAGUCUUGUAA
Messenger RNA from Folsomia candida, 621 nucleotides. Its product is annotated as dual specificity protein phosphatase 3-like. Gene Ontology annotation, biological process: negative regulation of MAPK cascade; protein dephosphorylation. The transcript has 4 exons. Lineage: Eukaryota; Metazoa; Arthropoda; Collembola; Entomobryomorpha; Isotomidae. Bases 1 to 621 code for a protein of 206 amino acids. Gene Ontology annotation, molecular function: protein tyrosine/serine/threonine phosphatase activity; MAP kinase phosphatase activity. Gene Ontology annotation, cellular component: cytoplasm. The record is from RefSeq and is a predicted model, not a curated record.